Mycena indigotica is the source of this 893-nucleotide messenger RNA. RefSeq lists its product as uncharacterized. Bases 105 to 893 code for a protein of 262 amino acids. The record is from RefSeq and is a predicted model, not a curated record. The transcript has a single exon. NCBI's taxonomy places the organism in Eukaryota, Fungi, Basidiomycota, Agaricomycetes, Agaricales, Mycenaceae.
GUACAAGGUUCAAGACAUGGACAUGGACAGGUAAUUGUCAUGUUUGCUGUCUCUCGGACUCUCUCCAAGUUGAAUUCAAGUUGCACUCGGCAAAGUGUUGCUGCAUGUCUUGCACUGCGUUGAGCGCGUGCCCGCCGCUCGUUUCACUCCUCCCAUCGCCUGGGAGGCGAGUAUGCUGUCAGUGCAUCCCGAUAUCGAGCUCAAUGUCGACAAUGUCCGUGUCCUUACAGCGGCGUUGCUUCAACUUCCCUAUACCACAGCAUCCCUCACGCUCGUCGACUAUGGCAAGCUCGCUGGCCAAGGCUUGGGAGCUCUUUCAUGCACUCGCCCAUCGGAACUUCCCUAAUGCUGACGCGAGGGAAUGUGAACACAAAGUCGAGCGAAUGGGAACCACUGCUAUCUGGGAAACGUCGCCGUUUAUGGCUCUCGGGCUUCUCGAAAACACGUCUGUCGCCCACACGGCCAAACACGACCUCGAGUCCUUCUUUUGGGUGCUGCUCUGGUGUGUGCUUCGCUACACGCCACAUGGAGCCCUCGCCUGCGAUGAAGUCUUCGGCGGUGAUGCAACGAAAAAAUCGCUCAUACUAUCCACCCGUACCUUCCCAGUCCACGUCCCGGAAGGCACCCAGUCCGCACUUCACGUCCUCGGUAGACUGAUGAAGCAGAUGGUCAAGGCGCAGAAUCCUCCACCGGCCGAAACGCUAGAUAUGCCGGCUGAAUUUCACGUUGUAUUUCCGGAAUUUACUCCACCCGGCGAUUUACCUAAAGACAUGAACUAUAGUCGCGUUCAGACAUUAUUUGCUAUGACACUCGCUCGAACGGAUGGUUGGCCGGAGAAUGAUGAUGCUGCAAUCUCGUUCCGCGAUUUGGAGGCACAGUCACGUCUCAGAUAG